This is a messenger RNA of Zootermopsis nevadensis, 1533 nucleotides long. RefSeq lists its product as uncharacterized. The record is from RefSeq and is a predicted model, not a curated record. NCBI's taxonomy places the organism in Eukaryota, Metazoa, Arthropoda, Insecta, Blattodea, Termopsidae.
CGAGUUGCAAAAGUUGUCAAAUGUAAACGUGACGCUCUUGCUUGCCACUGGAUUCAAGGUUUGCGGGUUCAAACCCGGCCGAGGUCGACGGACUUUUUAAGGGUGAUAAAAUCCGUAACAUGACAUUCUUUGGAGGGGAAGAAAAGCCGGCGGUCCCAUGUAGAUUCACGGCAUGUAAAUAAACCUUGGAGGAUGAACGAUAUGUUUCGUAAGCCAUUUCUCCAGCAGACAAGUUAGGAAUAAGUAGAAAUUUUUCGGAAGCAGCAGGCUUGUCACCUGCUAUUUAGAGAACUAAAAAUAUUAAAAAGUCAAUUUUGCCUUGAGCAAAUGUGACAUCUCGCUCAAAACCGUCCCUGAUUGGACAGACUGAGUGUAUCCCAAGACGUAUGAUAGCAUGUUGCUGCCAAAUAAUAAGUUAGUUUUUAGGAUUGGAGGGCGCUUCAUUACGUAAUCAGUCUAAUUGUUACAAAACCAAUCAAUGUUACUUCCAAACAAUUCGGAAGUUGUUUGUUGUGAAGUGAGGUUGAAGACUUUUCUUAGUGAUCUAAAACUGAAUUUUAUUUAUAUAAAACAAGGCUACCAUCAAGAAUUCAAACGCCAAUAGUGUUGUGGAAUCUAAGCAUACUCAAGUUUUAUGAGUAAAGACACUCUCAAAUACUUCGAAAAGCUCACCACUGUUCAGGAAGAUGAGAAGGGCAUCUGAGAUACAGCGACAAAAGAAUGUAGUAGAAUUACGAGAAGAAAUGGCACAACAGAGUAUACUGCAUUGUCAGGAAGAGUACUUAAGAUCCAUCCAAGCUAUACAGGAAGACCUUCUUAGGGCCAAAGAAGAUUUGAAACUCAUAACCCUCAAUGAGGAGGAGCACAAGUCAGAGUUUGAAACACUUGAAAACAGAAUCCAAGAAUUCCAGUCAGAGAAUAGAUUGUUAAGGGCUCAGAUUCCUCAUAAAGACCAAGAACUCUUAACUCAGGAUUGUCUUCCAUGGCAGAACGAAGAAGAUUUAAGAUCCAUUCAUGUCGUGAAGGCAGUCCUUAAUGUCAGACACAAGCCAGAAGGCACAGUUACAGGACAGGACAGAAAGAAUGCUGUAUAAAAGGUGGAAGAAAUGGAGGCAGAAAUUGAAUCUUUAAAGGCAAAGGUAGCAGAACAGCAAAAUGAGAUAAACAGGAAGGAUGGGGCACUGGACCAAUACGAAAGAAAGUUAUUGUACAUGGAAGCAUUACAGUACGAAUUUGGAACUAACAGGCAAAAGGGGAGAGAAAUGGAAGAAGAUAACAGACGCAUGAUGCUUACAAAUGAAAAUUUGAGAGCGGAAUUAGACGACCUUGUGAAGAAACACCAUGACCUCAAAACUACAUCUGAGGAGAUUAAGUUACUUGUUUUGCAGAGGGAAGUCGAAAGGGCGGAGAAAGAUGGUCUUUUCCUGACUUUUGAAGACCUCUUAAAGAGCGCGGCUGAUUUGAAACAGCUGAUAGAAAGAGCCAAAAUGGAUCCUAGUGCUUUUGUCGCAAUGAGUCCUGUUCAGAAGAAAG